Ectocarpus siliculosus is the source of this 237-nucleotide messenger RNA. Lineage: Eukaryota; Phaeophyceae; Ectocarpales; Ectocarpaceae. The record is from the annotation of a GenBank genome assembly.
AUGGGGUGGGAAAGCUUUUGCGCAUACGCGGUGACAGGUGCUGGCAAGAGGAGAAGGGCGAAGACGCGAAGGCGGAAAAGAGCAGAGGGAAUCCAGGUCGAAAGGAAGGAGCGCAACAUGAGCGAGAGCCUGGACGCAUCGCUGUCGGGGUUCGUCAACGUGCUCGGAGUCUUGGUGUUUGUGUCCAUCACCGUGUACCACGUAGUCACGGCCAACCGAAAAGACAUUGCAUCAUGA